Molecule: messenger RNA, 969 nt
Organism: Candidula unifasciata
Lineage: Eukaryota; Metazoa; Mollusca; Gastropoda; Stylommatophora; Geomitridae
Source: the annotation of a GenBank genome assembly
AUGUGUUUACCAACGAUGACCAGGCUGCUUUUGACCACCAUAGUGUUGCAUGUCGUCUGCCAGCCUGUACUUCGCGCUCAGCAAGUUGCUGAAGAAGAGGAAGAGGUUGUAAAAGUUAGAGGCAUCCACGACAUAGACUUAGAUACCUGGCAACAAUCGUACACGGAAAAUCAAAAAUUGCUAGUACUGUUGUACACACUGGACAACUGUGAGCGAUGUCCUGCAGCCCUGGAAACGCUGACCCAAGUUCAAGAACAGGAACUACCUAAAGGUCUAACGAUCGCCAAGUCUGCAAGCCCCGAACUUGUUACCAAAAUUGGAGCAGAACAGUUGCCUACUCUGGUCUAUCUCAGGGACAAGAGUUACGUCAUCUAUGAUGGAAACUUUGCUACCACAGACAUUGCUCAGUGGAUCCUGACGGCAUCUAAAACUAUCAUCCGAAGACUAGACGACAAUUCUUUUGAAGACAUUAUCCCCACGGCUCCUGGAGUCGGUGUUGAAGACUGGUUGCUUGUUUUUUAUCGAGAACCUUGCAAAAAUGCGCUAACCGCCGUGGAAUCUUUUGGAGUGAAAGCUUACGGGAGAAUCAAGAUAGCCAAAAUCGUCGGUCCUGAGAACCCAAGGCUAACACUCCGCUUCAAUGUGGCCAACUGUCCGGAGAUUAUCCUCAUUAAACAAGGCAAAGUCUACAAGUACCCUUCAGAGAAGGUGGAUAUGGCAUCUCUGCAGGAUUUCGUGGACAACUCAUACAGCAAGUUGAAAGAAGAGACAAUAGCAGAUGACACUACGGAUGACAAUGACUUCCUGGACUCUGUCUUGACCGACUUCAUCAAGAUUCACCUACGGGGAGACAAUCAGCCUAUUGUUGUUGCCAGUCUAUGCGCUGUAGUUGCCAGUUUGGUGUUCAUCUUUUUCUGCUGCUGCCGUCCAAAGACCAGUCGUCGCCCAAAGAAGGCCAAGAAAGAAUAA